This is a messenger RNA of Coccomyxa subellipsoidea C-169, 1062 nucleotides long. Its product is annotated as cell division transporter substrate-binding protein FtsY. The transcript is spliced from 8 exons. NCBI's taxonomy places the organism in Eukaryota, Viridiplantae, Chlorophyta, Trebouxiophyceae, Coccomyxaceae. Gene Ontology annotation, biological process: SRP-dependent cotranslational protein targeting to membrane. Gene Ontology annotation, molecular function: signal recognition particle binding; GTPase activity; GTP binding. Bases 1 to 1062 code for a protein of 353 amino acids. The record is from RefSeq and is a predicted model, not a curated record. Gene Ontology annotation, cellular component: membrane.
AUGAAGUUCCAAGUUUGUCUGAUAUGCUUUUACCUCGCACAGGUCAAACGGAGUUAUCGAUGUGAUCAGGCAGUAUCAGCUGGAGCAGGUGCAGGCCUGCUGCAGAAGCUGGGGCGUGUGCUGCGUGAGAAGGCAGCCACAGAUCUGGAACGCAUCACAAAGGGCACCAGCAAGACGAGAGAGAAGCUUGGGGUUGUGGAUGAAUUAUUCUCUUACUGGACCUUGGAGGACAGCGAGGACACACUGGAGCAGCUGGAGGACCUAUUGAUUACUGCUGACUUUGGUCCUAAAACAGCUCUCAAGGUUGUGGAUGCAAUACGAGGCGACAUCCGGUCAGGCCUGGUCAAGACCCGCAACGAUGUCAGAACGAGAUUGAAACAGAGCAUUGUGGACGUGCUGAAGGCCAGUGGCAAGAGCAGCGACCUUGAGUUCCCGGACGCCAAGCCAGCGGUGCUGCUGAUUGUGGGCGUGAAUGGCGGGGGAAAGACGACAACCAUUGGAAAGCUCGCAUACAAAUAUGGCAGCGAGGGCGUGAAGGUUCUGUUGGUGGCUGGUGACACAUUUAGGGCGGCAGCGGCAGAGCAGCUGGCAGGCUGGGCAGAACGCAGCAGCGCACAGCUGAUCAGCGCGACCAGCCCCAAGCAGCGCCCGGACAGCCUCAUGUACUCUGCUGUGGAGCAGGCGAUGAAGGACGACACAGACCUGGUCAUCUGCGACACCUCUGGCCGCCUGCACACAAACAUCGGCCUCAUGGAGGAGCUGGCCAAGUGCAAGCGCUCCAUCGGCAAGCGCAUGCCGGGAGCACCCCACGAAGUCCUCCUCAUCCUCGACGGCACCACUGGGCUGAACAUGCUGAACCAGGCGCGGGAGUUCAACGAGACGGUGCAGCUGACGGGGCUGGUGCUCACCAAGCUGGACGGCACCGCGCGAGGGGGCGCCGUGGUGAGCGUGGUGGACGAGCUGCGGCUGCCCAUCAAGUUUGUGGGCGUUGGAGAGACGGUCGAGGACCUGCAGCCCUUCCAGGCAGAGGCGUUUGUGGAUGCGCUCUUCCCAGACAACUAA